Molecule: messenger RNA, 4054 nt
Organism: Paramuricea clavata
Lineage: Eukaryota; Metazoa; Cnidaria; Anthozoa; Malacalcyonacea; Plexauridae
Source: the annotation of a GenBank genome assembly
ACAUUGAUGAAUGUUUGAGCAACCCUUGCCAUGGUAAUGCCAGCUGUACCGACAAUGAAGGUUCAUUUAAAUGUCAAUGUAAUGUUGGGUUUUCUGGAGGUGGAUUUAAUUGUUCCAGUAAGUAAAUCUUUCCUUCAUCCGUCAGAAAUUUUGUACCUUUCUGCUAACCACAUUCUUGCUAUGUUUUUUUUUAGACAUUGAUGAAUGUUGGAGCAGCCCUUGUCAUCACAAUGCCACCUGCACUGACAACGAAGGUUCUUUUGUUUGUCAGUGUAAUGUUGGGUAUUUUGGAAAUGGAUUUAAUUGUUCUGGUAGGCGAAUCUUUCAUAGAUGUGUGUAACAUUUUGUACCUUCCUGCUAGUUAUAUAAUGUUUGUUUUUUCAUUAUCUUUUGUAGACAUUAAUGAGUGUUUGACCAAGCCUUGUCAUCUCAAUGCCAGCUGUACUGACAAAUGAAGGUUCUUUUGUUUGUGACUGCAAUAAUGGGUUUUCUGGAGAUGGAAUUUCAACUUGUGCAAGUAAGUGUGAAACAGCAUGUUUAAGUAUUUCACUUUGUCAUGUAAAUGCAGACUGCUUGGAUUCUCACGGUUCUACAACUGGAUUUAACGGGAACGGAACUUUCUGUGAAAGCAAGCAAACCACAAGCGAACGUAGAACAACUCUUUUAGUUUAGUUUAUAGUCCCUUUAUUUUUUCUUACUAUUUGUCAUUUUCCAGACAUCGAUGAAUGUUUGAACAACUCCUGUCAUGGUAAUGCCAGUUGCGCUGACAAUGAUGGUUCUUAUGACUGUCAAUGUAAUGUUGGGUAUUCUGGAAAUGGAUUUAAUUGUUCUGGUAAGUAAAUCUUUCACUUAUGUGCCUAAAAUUUUGUGCCGUCAUGCUAGUUACAUAUAGUUUCUCAUUUCUUUUAAUUUUUGUAGACAUUGAUGAAUGUUUAGCCAGUCCAUGUCAUGUCAGUGCCGACUGUGCUAACAAUGAAGGUUCUUUUCUUUGUGAGUGCAAAAAUGGGUUUUCUGGAGAUGGAUUUAAUUGUUCCAGUAAGUUGAUAUUUCAUCCGUGUACCAAAAUUUGUACCUUUCCGCUAAUCACUUAUUUUUCUUCAUACAUAUUAUUUUUUGUAGACAUUGAUGAAUGUUGGACGAACCUUUGCCAUGUCAGUGCCAGCUGUACUGACAAUGAAGGUUCAUUUGUUUGUGAGUGCAUUAAUGGGUUUUCGGGAGAUGGAAUUUCAAAUUGUGCAAGUAAGUAUUUUUAAACAAUAUGGAAUACUGCAUGCACUUUAGUUGUUUUUCCUUUCACAACACUUUUUUAUUUUCCUCUUUCAGAUAUUGAUGAAUGUUUAAGUAUUUCAUGUCAUGUAAAUGGAGACUGUUUGGAUUCUCACGGAUCAUACAUUUGCCGUUGUAAAACUGGAUUCAAAGGGAACGGAACUUUCUGUGAAAGUAAGCAACCACAUGCAGUGGCGUAACGCUCAUUGGGUAGGGUUAGUUAAAAAACUAAGGGCCCCAAAAAAUUAGAAAAUUAGAAAAAUAUGAAAAAAAAUAAAUUAGAAAAAAAUUAGAAAACGUAAAAAAUGCAGGUUAAGAAUCAAUGGGAAAAUGCAAAAUUAAUAAUGUUAAAUAAUAAAUUCCAUCUCAAACAAAACAAAAGUUAUUCUUAUUAUGAAAAUAAUAUUAUUAUUAUUAGUUGUUACAUAUGUUACAAAUAUGUGUUUGGAGACUGUUAUUGUUGUUGUUAUAGACACAGAAAUAUAAAUAUAAUAUCUCAGUCAAACAAUGACAACAGGGGCCCCCACACCAAAUAUGCCUAAGGGCCCCCUCUUCCUCCGUUACGCCACUGACCACAUGCUAACGUAGGACAACUUUUUUGGUUCCAUUUAUAGUCCUUUUACUUUCACUACUUUUUGAUGUUUACUAUUUGUCAUUUUCUAGACAUUGAUGAAUGUUUGAGCAACCCUUGCCAUGGUAAUGCCAGCUGUACCGACAAUCAAGGUUCAUUUGACUGUCAAUGUCAUGUUGGGUUUUCUGGAGGUGGAUUUAAUUGUUCCAGUAAGUAAAUAUUUCUUCAUCCGUCUGAAAUUUUAUACCUUUCUGCUAACCACAUAUUAUUUGUAAUUUCUAUGUUUUUCCCUAGACAUUGAUGAAUGUUGGAGCAACCCUUGUUAUCACAAUGCCACCUGUACUGACAACGAAGGUUCUUUUGUUUGUCAGUGUAAUGUUGGGUAUUCUGGAAAUGGAUUUGAUUGUUCUAGUAUGUAAAUCUUUCUGUCGUGUGUCUAAAAUUUUGUACCUUUCUGGAAGCAACAUAUAACAUUCUUUUCUUAUUUCUUUUUUGUAGAUAUUGACGAAUGUUUGAGCAAACCAUGUCAUCUCAAUGCCAGCUGCGCUGACAACGAAGGUUCAUUUGACUGUCAAUGUAAUGUUGGGUAUUCUGGAAAUGGAUUCGUUUGUUCUAGUGAGUAUGAUGAUAUGAUCGUUGAUAUAUCUAACUUUCCCUACCUUUGUUCUAUAGUAAUUGAACUGUUAUUUCUCUUAGACAUUGAUGAAUGUCUUAGCAACCCUUGUCAUGUCAAUGCCAGCUGUGGUGAUAACGAAGGCUCUUUUACUUGUCAGUGUAGAAAUGGUUUUGCUGGAAAUGGAUUAACUUGUUCAGGUAAAUGUUUCAACUGACUGACUGUAUAGCUUUAAUAAUUGUCACAUAUUGAGUUCCGUAUUAAGCGCUCCGCAAAUUCUUUUGUGGGCAAACAAAGCAAUAGCUUGAACUCAAUAAUCUCACGUUUUAGUCACAUUUAAGUCAUUGUCAGCUUCGUCCUCGAGGGAGUGUUUAACAAAUAGAUAAGAUUUUGCCGUUGUCUGUUCAGUUAUACAUAUACAGUAUGACAUCAUAAGGUGGGAAGAACAAAAAAGUGGCUCACGAGCCGCCGAGGCGAGUAAAAGCCACCUACCCUCCCCAAACAUUUAACCCACGGUUAAAGCUAUCUACUCUCCCCCAACAUUUUCUGAGUUUCAGCUCAUCUUCUGUUACGUUUAGCAUUUACUGGUAUUCAAAUGGACGUACAGUACAGUGGAUAUGCUGGCGAUACGUUGGAGAUAACAUGUACUAUUACCGGACCAUCUCUUCCCAGCUUUGAGCGGAGGAAUAAUAGCAUGAUUUUGUCCUUAUCAGCAAGAGUAAAGAUUGAAAACAACGAUCAAGUUUCAAAACUUUUUGUCCGUAAAACUGCGAAAUCUGACUCUGGCGAUUAUUAUUGUAUAGCCAGGUAAGCGCGUUAAUGAUAAUGAUUAUAAUACUUCGUUAAUGAUCUACGUGAAUCUGUUUAUGGAAUUGCUUAAGGUUGUUCUCCUGUUACAUCCGGUGCCUCACAAGACAGCACACUCGAUGCUACAGUUCUUGGCCCAAUAUUGAGGUUAAGAUUGAGGUUUACGGCAGACCACCGCAAACGGCAAACUUCAAGUCAUAUUUUGAGAUCAAAUGUUAGCUGUUCGAUGUUAUGACAAUUUGUGGAUUAACUAUUGAAGAACGAAUUGACUAAAACUUUGUCGAAACCGUCGGAAACUUGUAGUAGAACUUACCUUCAAAUGCGAAUUGAAGUUUGCCGUUUGCUGUUACCGGUCUGCCAUAAACGUACAAUCUUACAUAUACCGCAGAGUCAACCUGUAUAGUAUUUGAUGAAGACAAACCAGAAGCACUUGUUUCAUAUGCCGCUAAGUUCAAUCAAACAACUACAUAUUGCAGGAAUCCAACCCGGAUGACAGAGCUGGAAGACACAUGCUGGAAGACACAUGUACGUGUCACUAAACUCCCAAAUUCGACACCCAUGGUCAUGAUUUAGUCUCACAUGGUGUUUAUUUUAAUUUUAGUAAAGGGAUAGACACAAUCAACAGUAGUGUUUCUGUAGAAGUGAAAGUUAUUCCUGUUGUUGCAGUUUCCCCGUUAUAUGUUUCUGCUACUGAAGGUAUUACUGUCUUGGAUAAAUGUAGAAAUGACGCAUGUGCUGGACACGAAUUAAAGAAGGUUGAACGAAUUAGGAAGAGUACGAUCGUACUAACAAGCUAA